Aureobasidium namibiae CBS 147.97 is the source of this 948-nucleotide messenger RNA. RefSeq lists its product as uncharacterized. The transcript is spliced from 4 exons. The coding region runs from base 1 to 948 and encodes 315 amino acids. Gene Ontology annotation, molecular function: NAD binding; oxidoreductase activity, acting on the CH-OH group of donors, NAD or NADP as acceptor; NADP binding. The record is from RefSeq and is a predicted model, not a curated record. Lineage: Eukaryota; Fungi; Ascomycota; Dothideomycetes; Dothideales; Saccotheciaceae.
AUGGCAACCAAAAACUUGCAAGUCGGCUGGUAUGGCCUUGGAUCAAUGGGUAAACCCAUGGCAGAGAAUCUGCAAAAGUACUUGGCCAAGAAUGAUCAGAAGCUCAUCUUCAACAACCGUACAAUGGCUUCUGGCGAUGACUUGAAGGGUCUUGGCGCAACUCCAGCGGAGAGUUUCGGCGAGUUGGUCAAGAAGAGUGAUGUGGUGUUCACAAUGGUCAACAACGACGCAACACUCAACACUCUUCUCCAACAAGCCUACGACACCAAAGACCUCUCCGGCAAAAUCUUCGUCAAUUGCUCAACCGUACACCCAGACACGACAAAAUCUGUUUCCGAGCAGAUUGCAUCGCACAAGGCAACUUUCCUCGCCGCACCCAUGUUCGGCGGCCCUGCAAUCGCCGCACCGGGAAAACUUGUCGUUGCUAUUGGUGGCCCUUCCGCUGCUGUCGAGAAAGUAAAACCUUACUUCCAGGACGUAAUUGCCAGAAAGGUCAUUGUGUGCAAGGAAGAACCGCAGAGUGCGAGUAUGCUCAAGAUUGCUGGCAACAUCAUUACAGUCAACCUCAUGGAAGCAGUCAGCGAAGCCCAAGUCUUUGCCGAACAAACCGGCAUCGGCUGCGGUCCUAUGGAAGAACUCAUCACCGAGGGCUUUGGCCCCGUCGCCGGUGGAUACUCAGGCCGCAUGACAAGUGGAAACUACGCACCUGCUCUCGACAAGCGCCCUGGCUUUGGCGUGUCGCUCUCAAUCAAAGAUGCAGAUUAUGCUGUCGCUAUUGCUAAGGAAAAGGGAGUCAAGUUGCCGGCUACGGAGGUGGCGAACAAGAAUAUGAAGAAGGCGAGGGAGGGACAUGGUGAGGUGUUGGAUUGUGCGAGUAUGUAUGGAACGCUGAGGGAGGAGGCUGGGUUGAGCUUCUUCAAUGAGAAGAGUAGGCAGAGUGAUGAGUAA